Penicillium oxalicum is the source of this 1917-nucleotide messenger RNA. Its product is annotated as imidazoleglycerol-phosphate synthase. Gene Ontology annotation, biological process: L-histidine biosynthetic process. The transcript is spliced from 4 exons. The record is from RefSeq and is a predicted model, not a curated record. The coding region runs from base 1 to 1917 and encodes 638 amino acids. Gene Ontology annotation, molecular function: oxo-acid-lyase activity; imidazoleglycerol-phosphate synthase activity. NCBI's taxonomy places the organism in Eukaryota, Fungi, Ascomycota, Eurotiomycetes, Eurotiales, Aspergillaceae.
AUGCCUACUGUUCACCUUCUCGACUACGUGGCGGGUAACAUCCGCUCGUUGGUCAAUGCGAUCAACCGGGUCGGAUAUGAGGUGGAAUGGGUCAAGACUCCCGAGGAUGUCAAGAAAGCAGACAAACUGAUUCUCCCCGGCGUCGGCCACUUCGGUCACUGCCUCUCACAACUGGAGCAAGGUGGCUUCCUGGGCCCCAUUCGAGAGCACAUUGAGUCGGGCAAGCCGUUUAUGGGAAUCUGUGUCGGUCUGCAGGCUCUUUUCGAAGGCUCUGAAGAGGACCCUAAUGUUUCCGGCCUGGGUGUCGUUCCCAUGCGCAUUGAGAAGUUCAACGACGUUUCCAAGAGUGUGCCUCACAUUGGAUGGAAUUCUGCGAUGAACACAGCGAUUGAGACCAAGAAAGAGAGCUUUUGGGGUCUCCGGCCGACCAGCAAGUACUACUAUGUCCACUCAUAUGCGGCGCUGUACAAACCAGGUGUUCUCGAGGCAGACGGCUGGUCAGUUGCCACGGCCACAUAUGGCGAGGAGGAAUUCAUUGGCGCAAUCAGCCGAGGAAACGUCUUUGGCGCGCAAUUCCAUCCCGAGAAGAGUGGAGUUGCUGGACUUCGUGUGCUUCGAGCGUUCCUAAAUGGGGACCAAUUCCAGUCACUUCCCGAGGAGAUGGUCACGGGCAAGGUGGAUGGACUGACUCGCCGUGUCAUUGCCUGUCUGGAUGUGCGCGCCAAUGACAAUGGUGAUCUCGUAGUUACCAAGGGUGAUCAAUAUGACGUGCGGGAAAAGAGUGGUGUUGACGCCGGAGGCCAGGUUCGUAACCUGGGCAAACCGGUCGAGAUGGCCAAAAAGUACUACGAGCAAGGCGCCGACGAAGUCACUUUCCUGAACAUCACUUCCUUCCGCAACUGUCCCGUUGCAGACACACCCAUGCUGGAGAUCCUGCGAAGGACCUCUGAAACGGUCUUUGUGCCCUUGACCAUCGGUGGAGGUAUCAAGGAUACUGUCGACACCGAUGGAACCGCAAUCCCGGCGCUGGACGUCGCGACCAUGUACUUCAAGUCUGGUGCCGAUAAGGUCAGCAUUGGCUCAGACGCCGUCUUUGCUGCUGAGGACUACUACAAGUCUGGUCUGAGUGGCAAGACUGCAAUUGAGACCAUCUCCAACGCCUACGGUAAGCAGGCCGUCGUAGUGAGUGUCGACCCAAAGCGAGUCUACGUCGAUCGACCGGAGGAUACCCCCCACCACACCCUGAAGACCGCAUACCCCAAUGCUGCUGGCCAAACCUACUGCUGGUACCAGUGCACCGUCAAGGGUGGCCGCGAGACUCGUGACAUCGAUGUGCGACAACUCGUCCAGGCAGUGGAGGCUAUGGGAGCUGGUGAAAUUCUCCUCAACUGUAUCGACAAGGAUGGCAGCAACAGUGGCUUUGAUCUCGAGUUGAUCAACGAUGUCAAGGCUGCCAUCAAGAUCCCAGUCAUUGCCUCAAGUGGUGCGGGAGUACCAGGCCACUUUGCCGAGGUUUUCAGCAAAACUGCAACUGAUGCGGCUCUGGGUGCUGGCAUGUUCCACCGUGGGGAGUACACCGCGGUCAAGCGGGCGGCAGCAGGUGAACUUUUCCGGUUGCCACCUCGCGCCCUCUCCUUCUCCUCAGUCACGACACUCACUCCCUCGCCCAACAUCCUCACCUUCGUCGCAUCAAACCCCCAUCACCCGCAUCGAGCAAAGGCGUUGGGUGGAUCUAGUGUGGCUGCUCUUGAGGUACUGACUGAUCAAACGGGAGAUUUUUUUGUUGCUACGAUUCCGAUCAACUAUCACCCAUCGCGGCGACCAAAUCUCUUGAAGACCACUCGCAUCGCCAUCUCCGUUGCUGCCAGAUCCAGCAUUCACACCCGCAAGACAGAAGACAGAAGUGGCCCGUUCUAA